AAUGGUGAAGAUACAUAGAAGACACAAAUGGUGAAGCUUGAAAUUCAAAUAUGAACUGCUUUCUCACAUCUCACAAAGAGCUAGCAACUACUGAAGCUUCUUUACACUAAGAGCCAAUAACAUAGAGGCCAGAAGAGUCGUCUUGAGUUCCAGCUCACACACGUCUUUGCCAUUCACCCACUGGAGCUCACCUCUUCCAUUUGGACGAGAUUCUAGCAGAAACUGCUGCAUCGAUACAGGUAUCACUAACCUUAUCUAUAGCUGUUGCUCUCAGCAUAUCUCAUGGUCACUAAUGCCACUGGAUUGUGCAUAUGGAGCACGAAGAAGAGAUUUGAAAUAAUAAUCCCGUCAAUUUAACUUUGUAGGAAAAGAGCUGACUUACUUGACAAGAAUUUUCUCAUUUUUGUGAUAUAACCAGCAUCCACAUUCCUGAAAUAUUCCAGACUUGGUAAAGAAUUUUUAAAGCUUGUUGGAAGAGAGCCUUUAGAAGAUUAUGGGAAAUAAACUAUCUUCAAUCACACACAAAAAAGUGAAAGCAGGAGUUCCCACCAUGGUGCUGUGGGUGAAGAAUCUGACUACAGUGGCUCGGGUCUCUGCAGAGAGAUGAAUGAAAAACAUCUAGCAUAUGCAGAGGUGAAACACAUUCCUUCCAAGAAACAGAUGCAAAAAGAAAAGAGAAAUGAGCAGCUAGUUUACGCAGAAGUGAAAAUGUGUACUUCAAAGCCAAAUCAGACAAAGAUAACAAGAAUGGAUUCACCUAAAGAAAAAGGGCCCUCAGUUCCACUUGCCUGGUUUCUUGCCACGGUGAUUCUUGGAAUCUUCUGUUUCUUUCUCCUUUUAACAGUUGGAAUCUUAGGAUUCAAGGUUUUCCAGGGUGGAUCAUGGAAACCUUCAUUGAACAAUGAAACACAAGAAGACAACAUGUCUCUCAGAGAGAAAACACUUACCAGAGGAAAGGAAAUCAGCACAUGUAGAACUAAAUGGUCUUGUUGUGGACAGAAAUGUUAUUAUUUUUCGAAUGAAUCGAAGAACUUCAAAGAGAGUCAACAUUCCUGCAAGGAAAUGGGCUCCACACUUCUUAAGAUAGACGAUCAGGAAGAACUGAUCUUCAUUCAAAGUCACCUAUCCUAUUUCUACUGGAUCGGAUUGUCCCGUAAAAGUAGCACAAGUUACUGGACAUGGGAAGAUAACACACGACAUUUUCUGACUUUGAUUGGAAAGACUCAAAGGAUGGAAACUGUGCAAGUAUAUCAGCAAAGAAGAUCACUGCUACUGACUGUGCCAAACUGAUAUACUACAUUUGUGAGAAGUAAAUUGCUUGUCUUGCUACCUAAUGAAAUAACAGCAAAAGGCAUAUCCAAUAAUUUUCCUUAUAAAAACUCAUUUCAUAAUAUGUGUGCUUUGUUAUGGGCUCUACCUGUAUUCUAGCCUCUAAUUGAGAGAUGUCAGGCCCUCCACCUUUGCCCCUUUCACAAGCAGUGUUAGAUCACACAGGUUAUGAGCACAGGUUGUUGGGGUGAGAAAAUAUCAGUGCUUUGGACGAGCACUGGGAAGUGAACUUCUGUAUAUUCUACUUCUGCAACUUAACACAGAUAAAGUAAUCCUGCCAAGGUCUCUCACCAUCAUGCACAUUCUAUCUGGCAUUUCCUGCCAACAAUAGUUAAAGCAUUAUUUUUAUGAAUUGUGUAUGCAUUUCCUUUGGCUCCUUACUUUUUAGGAGAAAGAUAAUAGAGUAUACUGGAAGAGAAUAGAGAGUAUCUUGAAUCAGACCCAUGUCUGGGAGCCCGAGCCAUACCACAGCUAAUGGCAUAAAGGCUCUCCAGCAAGUCCAAACUUGUGAGUCGGUUUCCUUGCCAGGAGGGAGACUACUAGACUGUUAUGCGAAGUGGCUGUACCAUUUUGCAUUCUAUUAGCAGUGUGUGACAGUUUGUACCCUUCCAACAUUUAAUACUUGCUUGUAUCCUUCCAACAUUUAAUAUUGUCAGUUUUUUAAACCAUCUUAAUAAAGAUACAGCGUAAUUGAA
Messenger RNA from Sus scrofa (pig), 2024 nucleotides. NCBI's taxonomy places the organism in Eukaryota, Metazoa, Chordata, Mammalia, Artiodactyla, Suidae. The record is from RefSeq and is a predicted model, not a curated record.